AUGUCAGAGAAAGAGGCUACAGAAGCUAAUGAAAUCCAAUCAUCGCUCACAGAUCAAAACGUUGAUGGAAAGAGUUAUAAGAUUUUAUUACCUGAUGGAACAGAUGUCAACGUAAUCAAAAACUGGACUCAAAUGGAAGAGGCCAGAGCCAGGAUGAAAGUUGAUCUGACGCUUUUACCUCUGCUUAUUGCCGGUUUCUUUGUUUUGCAACUGGACCGUGGUAAUCUGUCCAAUGCUUUAACUUCUACGCUUAGAGAAGAUGUUGGGCUGUCAAGUUACCAAAUCAACGUUGGACAGCAGUUGUUAUCAUUGGGUAUAGUUAUCGGAGAAAUUCCGAGCAACUAUGUAUUACAAAAGAUUGGCCCAGCUCUAUGGUUGCCAUUCCAAAUCCUGGUUUGGGGUGCUAUAGCACUCGCUCAAGGAUGGAUUAGAAACUAUGGAGGCUAUAUUGCAACGAGAUUCUUGUUGGGGAUUGGGGAGUCCGGUUUCAUUCCGGGUGGCUUAUACACUCUGUCCAAGUUUUAUACUGCUAAAGAACUUGGUCGUCGUCAUACCAUUUACUUUGUGGGUAACUUGCUGGCUAGUGCACUCAGUGGUCUUAUUGCUGCAGGUAUUCUUCAAGACUUGACGGGAGUGAACGGAUGGAGUGGUUGGAGAUGGCUUUUCUUCAUCGAAGGUGUCUGUACCUUGUUUGUUGGCAUUGUGUACCUUUUCCUUUUACCAAAAUCUACACAGGACACAUCGACUCUUUUAUUUCCAAAAUGGCAAAUGUUUAAUGAAAGAGAACGUUAUAUUUUGACACAGAGACUUUUACUAGACGAUCCACUGAAAGCCCUUGACCUUAAGAGGAGUGUAAAAUGGAAAGAUAUUGGCAAAGCAGUGACUCAAUGGAGAGUAUGGCUGCACUUCCUUCUUACACUCACCGCCUUGUCCACCGCAGGUCCAAUCAACACAUACUUGCCAACCAUUGUGAGACAAAUGGGCUAUACACAGUUUCAGGCAAAUGCAAUGUCCACAAUCGGUACAUGGAUCUCACUGGUAUAUCUGUUGAUAAUUGGUCAAAUUCAAGAUCGUUACAAGCCUAGAGCUGCAACCAUUAUAGUGAUAUCCGGCUUACAAGCGGUGUUCACUAUUGUGUUGAGAUGUGUGACAACAACAGCAGGGAACACCACAAGACUGGCUAUCUUGAUCAUGGUUCAAAGUUUCAUCUCCUUGCCUCACAUUGGUAAUACCAGCUGGGUGAGUGUCAAUUCCAGAUUGCCAACAGAUAGAGCUGUUCACCUUGCCUUGGUUGUGAUGGCUGCUAACUGUGGUGGCAUUUACAGUUCCCAGAUCCUGAACAGCGACGAUGGGCCUUACUUUACCUCUGCCUUCACUGCACUUGCUGUUAUAACCUGUGUCUGUUUCUUGGUUUCAGUAAUCACUUACUUACAGUACAUUUACACCAACAAGGAGUUGACUAAAAAGUAUGGAGAAGUUCAGGUUAAAGAAUCAUUUGACAUCAAGAAAAACAUCGAUGGAGAAGGCUUUAUUGUCUUGGAUUGUUCAGAGCAGGAAUAUUCAAACCAUACAGACAGGUAUAAAACAUUCAGGUUUACACCUUAG
This is a messenger RNA of Williopsis jadinii, 1605 nucleotides long. RefSeq names its product major facilitator superfamily. Gene Ontology annotation, biological process: transmembrane transport. Lineage: Eukaryota; Fungi; Ascomycota; Saccharomycetes; Phaffomycetales; Wickerhamomycetaceae. The record is from RefSeq and is a predicted model, not a curated record. The transcript has a single exon. The coding region runs from base 1 to 1605 and encodes 534 amino acids. Gene Ontology annotation, cellular component: membrane. Gene Ontology annotation, molecular function: transmembrane transporter activity.